ACUGACCAUAGCAACACAAAAGAGGCACACGCACUGGCAUUGUCGGUUUUGUUGUUGUGUGAUUGAUGGUUUUGUUGUUAAAUCGAUGCGUAUUUGAUGGUUUCAGAUUUGAAUACAUUAAACCGAAAUCACAAUGUCUAUUGCUACGGCACAGCCUCGCCAUGUUUUUGGCUUGAAGGGAAAGGUUAAUAACAACAUUUGUUAUGUGGAUGAGCAAACAAUAGUUUAUCCAUCAGGAGCCAAUACUGUAUUGUAUAACAUUGACCAAAAAUCCCAAAAAUUCAUCGCUGGAUCUGACAAAAGUCUCGGCAGCACAGCUAUGUGUGUAAGUCCAAACCGAAGAUACAUUGCUAUCGCUGAGAAGGGCAGUGAAAAGGCCACCAUCACCAUUUACGACCUGCAUUCACUCAGGAAGCGUAAAGUUCUAAGUUCGCCAGACGUGCUAUCACUUGAAUUCAUCAGCCUCGCCUUCUCACCCGACUCAAAAUAUCUGAUUGCUCAGGCAGGGAGACCGGAUUGGACGCUACUGUAUUGGACUUGGGAGAAGUCAAAGGUCAUGGCAGUGACUAAAACUUCAAAUCCAGCAAACAAUGAUAUUUAUCAGGUGUCUUUCAACCCACAAGACAAUACACAAAUCUGUGUGGUUGGAAACGGUAUCUUCAAGCUCUUCCGUUACAGCGAAGGCAACCUUCGCCAGUUUGCCUUCCAGAAGCUAGAGCCACAGAAUUACUUGUCUCAGGCUUGGGUGUCAGAUGACAGGGUGAUCGUUGGAACAGACAACGGCAAACUCUUUUUGUUUGAAUCAGGGGAACUGAGAAAUGAUUUUUCAAUUGUAUCACCAUCAUCAAAAGAAAGUAAACAAAUUGAAAGGAUGGGAAGUAUUGCAGAGGGUGACAUAGUACCUGAAGGCCCACCGCCUGUUACAGCUAUCGUUGCUUAUUCAAAAGGGUUUGCAUGCUCAGGAGGAAUUGGCACAGUUCAUCUAUUUGAGAAGACUGAUGACAAAGACAACUACAAGAAAGCCAGAGAAAUCAAGAUUCCUCAAGAUGCCAUUGGUGCGGAUCCAACAAGGCAAGAAAACCACACGAUAAAGACAGUGACUGUGAGCCCUUCAGAGGAAACCUUGGUUUGCAGCACCGUCACAAACCAACUGUAUUGCAUGACCCUCUCCAGUGCUGACUUGGGAAAGCAUGGUGACCAAGCGACAUUUGAACUGCUCUCGCAACCCUUCCAUUUUGGUAUUAUCAGCGGCUCGGAUGUGUGCAUCCGCAAGCCCCUCAUAGCCACCUGUUCUGUUGAUAGAUCCGUCCGCAUUUGGAAUUAUGAAACAAAUUCCAUUGAGCUGCAUAAGGAAUUCCAAGAGGAAGCCUACAGUAUAGCCCUCCACCCAUCUGGUCUCUUCAUCCUUGUAGGUUUCAGUGACAAACUGAGGCUCAUGAAUCUCCUUAUUGAUGACAUCAGAACAUUCAAAGAGUUCACCGUCAGGGGGUGCAGAGAGUGUGCAUUCAGCAAUGGAGGUCACAUGUUUGCUGCUGUUCAUGGUAACGUCAUUCAGAUUUACUCAGCUUCUACAUUUGAGAUCAUCAACAACUUGAAGGGGCACAAUGGCAAGGUGCGUUCUAUUGUAUGGAGUACCGACGACAGCAAGCUAGUCAGCUGUGGUAUGGAUGGUGCUGUGUACGAGUGGAACACCUUCACUGGGAAACGUGAAGGAGAGAGCGUACUCAAGUCAUGUAGCUACACCUCUGUCACGGUAACGCCAGAUGGAAAGACCACAUUUGCAGUCGGGUCUGAUCGCACUUUGAAAGAAAUCACGGAUUCACAGAUAUUACGUGAUGUUGAGGCUAGCGAGGUGACAUUAACUCAAGUGGUAAUGUCUCACAAUGGACGGAUGCUGUUUGCAGGUACAUCAGCCGGUACCCUGCGUUCAAUGAAAUACCCUUUGACCUCGCCCGGUGAGUGGACAGAGAGCAUGGCACAUGGAUCAGCAAUUACUAAGAUGCGCAUCAGUUACGAUGACCAAUACCUGAUAACUGUAUCAGAAGAUUCUGUGCUCAUGAUCUGGAAGAUUACCGACAAAGAGGGACGUGGUCUGAAGAGAGAUAAAGAGCUGGGCUAUGCAGAAGAAAUCCUCAUCACAAAGUCGGACUUGGAGGAAAAGAACUCAGUAAUGGCAGAGCUUAAGACUAGAGUAGAGGAGCUCAAGAUGGAGAAUGAAUAUCAGCUACGUCUCAAGGACAUGAACUACAAUGAAAAGAUCAAAGAAUUGACGGAGAAGUUCAUCCAGGAGAUGGAGUCACUUAAAACUAAAAAUCAAGUUUUGAAAACGGAUAAAGACAAGGAAGAGGCCCGGCAUGAGGAACAACUUUCGGAAUACAUGGAGAAAAAUUCAAAAGAAAUUCAAGACCUCGAGCUUGCCAACAAUCAAAAGCUGAUGAUCGAAUACGAGAAAUACCAAGAGCUUCAAUCCAAGUCACAAAAAAUGCAGGAAGACUAUGAAAGGCAACUACAAGAAAUGGAAGAGUCUAAAGAACAGGCCUUGGAAGAACUUACUGAGUACUACCAAACAAAGCUACAAGAGAAAACCACACAGCUUGAACAGGCAAAUGAUGAAGCUCGACAUCAGCUACGAGAAUAUGAGGAAACAAAGAAACAAAUUGAAGAAGAUGCUGACCGUGAGAUUUUGGACAUCAAAAACAAGUAUGAACGGCGUUUGCGAGAUGAGAAAGAAGCAAAUAUGAGAUUGAAAGGGGAAACUGGCAUCAUGAGAAAGAAGUUUACUAGUCUACAAAAGGAAAUUGAAGACCACAAAGAUGAAAUCAAGAAAUUACAGAAUGAGCAGAGUAAACUUCAAAGUGUCAUCAAGUCUCUAGAAAAAGACAUCUUUGGACUGAAGAAGGAGAUUCAAGAACGUGAUGAGACAAUUCAGGACAAGGAAAAGAGAAUCUAUGAUUUAAAGAAGAAAAACCAAGAACUGGAGAAAUUCAAAUUUGUUUUGGAUUACAAAAUCAAGGAGUUGAAGAAGCAGAUAGAACCAAGAGAAAACGAUAUCAAGGCAAUGAAAGACCAGAUCCAAGAGAUGGAGAGCGAGUUGGAGAGAUUCCACAAACAGAACACACAACUUGAACUAAACAUCACAGAACUUAGGCAGAAACUUAAGGCCACUGAGAAAGAGAUGUACUUUGAGAGACAACGGGUGCGUGAUUCAGAAGCUAUCAUGAAGCGUUUCAAGACUGACCUCCAUAACUGCGUUGCUUUCAUUCAAGAGCCUAAGAAGCUGAAGGAAAGCAUCAAACAACUUUAUGCUAAACAUGUGCAAGAUGAUACGCCGGAAUCUGCUAGUGUUGAUGCGGACAUUCAGAGGGAAUACAGCCGACAACGUAAGCAUCUCGAACAGAGCGUUGCUUCACUGAGGAAGAAGCUCACUAAAGAUACAGAGAUUCAUCGUGCUGAUAACGUCCGGAUCAUGCAGGAGAAUGUCUCUCUAAUCAAAGAGAUAAAUGAUCUAAGAAGAGAGCUAAAGAUUGCCAGAACACAGGUACAUGAUCUUGAAGCAGCCCUUGGUAUCAACAAAAACAAACCACAGCAAGAUUCUGGCAACUUUGCAGAUAACUUCCCGAUGUCAAACUCACUGUCAAGCCGAGAAGGCAGAACCGAGGAGAACAUUCGCAUCAUUGAAAUGCAGCGUAACGAGAUCAAAAAGCUUCGUACUCAGUUGCAUGACGUGGAAUUGGUGUCGCGGCCUCCUUCAGGAGGCAAACUUCCUCCCGUUUUGGCUCAGUAACCUGAGCCUUUAAUGCCUUUCUUUUAUAUCACCAAGUGUAAAUGUUAUAUUUAGAUCUUGAAGUGGACGAAUAUUAAAAGAUUCCUUGGAUGAAUUUGGAUACUAUGACUGUAUUUACUGUAAAUAAAACAAUGAUCUAUGAGAAAUAUAUUGUAGUUAAUUGAUUAAUACCUAUGAAAAGAUUAUGAUGGUUUAAAAAGAAAUUACUGUACUACAAAUGGGUAGCGUAUUUAUUUCCAGUUUGGCCUUCCAAGUACAGAACAAUUAGUGAUGGUACUUCGUUCCUUGUCAAACUUCUGAUCAAAACAAAACUUUAUGUUUCACAUUUCAUAGAGUGACAAGUCCUCGAGAAGGUUACGCUUGAUACAAAUGUGACAUGGGUUCUAAAAAACUCAAAACACCUUUUAAAAAUAAGGCAUCAAAACACCUUUUAAAAAUAAGGCAUAGGCCCCUAUGGACCACAUGCAACCUUUAAAAAAUAAAUUUUUCCCCAGAAUAUCAGUCAUAAAUUGUAAAAAUUGCUCCCAAGUGUUUCCUUAAUAACUUUCUGUGUAUUGAAACCAUAAGAAUUAUUUUCCAAGAAAGAGAGCAAAUUGUUUUGUUCAGGCUAAUUGCCUAUUAUCUUUCCUGGCAAAUGAUAUAUAUCUUGAAUGCCAAAUAAAUAUUAUUCAAUAUAUAUUUAAUCAAAAUAAUAUUAAUGUAAACGUUUAAUGUUUAGCAUCCUGAUGCCAAAUCGGGUUUUCUAAUUUUAACAUUGUUAUACUUUAUUACUUUAUUAUCAUAAAUAUCUUUUUUCAAUUACAUGACAUAACUUUAAUUCACUUAAAAUAAUAUACUGUAUAUAAAAAGACUAUAAUAAUUCCCUGUCUAGUUUUAGCUGUUCUUUUUAAGCAUCACACACAUAAAUAAUAUACAUGAAACCACCAAUUCCAGGACACUCUGUUCAAACAGGUUUUUAUUCAAUAAUAUACAAUUAUUGUAAUACGCUGUGUAUCAUACAAUUACAUUGUAAAUAAAUGCAAUUAAUUUUGCCUGGCAA
Molecule: messenger RNA, 4823 nt
Organism: Anneissia japonica
Lineage: Eukaryota; Metazoa; Echinodermata; Crinoidea; Comatulida; Comatulidae
Product: cilia- and flagella-associated protein 57-like
Exons: 20
Coding region: 134-3784 (1216 amino acids)
Molecular function (GO): protein binding
Source: RefSeq, a predicted model, not a curated record